GAUCCUCGAAAUUGGGUAGCGGCGAAAAACCUUUUUCCUCUCCUUCCCCAUUCUUCUUGUUGGAAAUAAUCUUCAUGAGUGACUCUUCAGACAUGCCGGAUGAUGAAGGUCAACGAUGGGGCGAACAGCAGCAGCGAUCAAGGCAAACUAGCAUCGUGAUUGUCGACCCACUCGACCGUUCUUUAGCAACGGUCGACCGUUCUGGUGGUACGGCAGCAACAACGAGCAACGAUCGAUGGACGCGAUGCCGGUCGAUCGUGAACAGUAGCCGCGGAAAUCCUCUAAGGCUGUGGGAUUAUGGCCGGACGAAGGACGAGAGUAACACUGCUGCUUCCGCCCAGUCGACGGCUCUUCCACGUCCAUCCGGUAUCCGGGACAUCCCUGCCGGGCAACCCCGUCAGGUACUGCGUACCGCGAGUUCUCCUAUCCUCCAGGAGCUUCAUGAUCCGGAAGAGGUUGAGAGGGAGAGACGAGCCAUUGCAAGACGCCGGGCGGAGGAGUUGGCCCAGAAUAGUAAGGUGAAUGAGGACCGGGCCAAGGAUGCAAGCCGGAUCGUCGGCGAUGGAAACGAAAACCCGCGGGGAUCCGUCUUUGAAAGGAUAUCUCGCCAGAAGGCUCACGUUAGUGAGAGGCUAGGGAAGAAUCCGGAUAAGGCACCCCAAGGUUGGAUACGACCCCAGGCUAGCCAGGUGGCAUCUUCUAACCGCGAACCCCAGCAGCGAAACGGCCGUGGUGAGAUCCAAGCGCCGGUCCGGUCAGUGAUGGAUUUGGAGGAGGAUGAAGUUCAAAGCCAAGCCAGGGUCCCAGCGCCACGGCGUCUGGGGCCGCCGGUGCCGGAAGCUGACGCCAGUGACGCACUCAUGUGUCGGUGCUUCUUGCAGACAGUUGAUAGCAAGGUCGCGGAUUGGGUCAACCAUAUCCCUGCCGGAUCAAUCUGGACAUGGGAUGAAUUGGGACUACGGUUCCUAGAGCAUUUUGCCGGGAACUACCGUCCCAAGAAGCAUUUCACUCACUUAGCUUCAGAUGGACUCCUUCACAUCGAUCUUACUACUCAUCCCCCGGAUACCUUCGAAGAAGCAAUGGUCCAGGAGGGGAGGUAUGUGACCCUGGAAGAAAGAAAGGAGGAGAAGAAAGAGAAGACUCCCAAAGAAGAAGAGAAGACCGGAAAUAAGAAGCCGUUUAAAAAUAAGAAGCAGGGCUUCCCGGAUGGCCCAAAAGGCACAAGUUCUGGGACCUCGGAGAAGCACAAAUCUGCCAAUCUAGUCUUCACAUUGGAGGGAAUACUGGCGGAGACUCAGCCGCAAGCCAGAAGAAGUGGGCAAACGUGGCGAUGGUCAACGAGGUGCUGGUCCCAGAAGGCUCUUGGUUUGACAAGGGACAAAUUGUCACCCAUCAAAACUCCACUGACCGGGUUCACUGGUGACUCUAUUAAACCGGAGGGGGUGAUAACCCUCCCGGUUGAGAUAGGGGAUACUAAGGCUACCCGGAAGUUGGACAUGAAGUUUGUUGUGGUGGGGAUAAUCUCCAGCACAAACAUCAUUCUGGGCAGACCCGGGUUGGAAGAUUUGGAGUGUGUCAUCUCACCUCGUCACCUGUGCAUAAAAUUCCCGACUCCCCACGGAGUUGGAAUUGCCAGGGGAUCUCAGAGAGUGUCCCAGGCAUGGUAUUUGAAGGCAACUAAACGGCCGGUCAAGUACGAUACCCAAGUGGGAGAGGUGACUGCGCAGCUCCUGAGGGUUGAGGAAAAACGUCCCAGAGUAGAAGUUGCUGGCGACAUUGAAGAAGUGGAACUGGAGCCAGGCAUGCCGGGAAGGUUGGUUAGGAUUGGCAAGGGCAUGGGGGAUGAACUCAGAUCACGAGUGAUUUCAGUCCUUAGAAGGUUCAGGAGGGUCUUUGCAGGGAGUCCAGCUGAUAUGCCAGGGCUGGAUCACAAGAUUGCAGUUCAUCGCCUAAAUGUCCUGCGGGAUGCUAAACCAGUGAAGCAGAAACGGAGGCAUUUGUUGCAGGAAAGAAGAGAUUUCGUGAAAAAGGAGGCUCACCGGAUUGUUGUGCUCACGAAUGAGCCUUUGGCGUCACUUGCCCGAAGCCCGGCGGCAUCUGCCCGGAUGACCAAGUGGGCAGUCUUCAUCAGUCAGUAUAACGUGGAGUUCAGGCCGCGCCCAUCGAUGGAUCUUCUGGAGCUCGAUCUUGCGGAGCAGAACGCGGAAGCUGAUGUUCUAUCCAAGCUCAGCGCAGAGUCACCAGAAUACAUAAGCAAAUUAACAACCGUCGAGGAGCUGGCAACCCCGACUCUUAACAGAAAUGAGGUGAUCUGGGUAUCAGCUGAUCCCCCGGAAUGGCUGGACAGGUUGGCCAAAUACAUUGAGGACGGUGAAGCCCUGGAGGAUCCCCAAGAAGCACGUCUGUUGCGAAUGAGGGCACCUACCUACAAGGUGCAGGAUGGAAUCCUCUAUAAACAAUCUUACAACGGUGUUUUACUCCGUUGCCUCAGGGCAGCAGAGGCAAAGGCACUAAUGGAAGAAAUACACGAAGGAGUGUGUGCUGCACAUCAGGGUCCAUACUCUGUCUCCAGAAAGGCGAUUAUCCAGGGAUAUUUCUGGCCAACGAUGAAGAAGGAUUGCGAAGAGUACGUACGCAAGUGCCCGACCUGCCAACAGUUCCAGAAUAUGCCCUGGAGGCCAGCCAUGAAUUACACGCCCAUCAGCUCUGUGAUUCCCUUCUCAAGAUGGGGGAUUGAUAUUGUGGGAGCCCUGCCGAAAGAAGCAAAUGGGUAGAUGAACUACCCAGAAUCCUAUGGACAUACAGGACAACUCCAAGGAGAGCUACGGGUGACACUCCUUUUGGCUUAGCUUAUGGUUUUG
Messenger RNA from Cuscuta campestris, 2861 nucleotides. The record is from the annotation of a GenBank genome assembly. NCBI's taxonomy places the organism in Eukaryota, Viridiplantae, Streptophyta, Magnoliopsida, Solanales, Convolvulaceae.